UUGCCAUGGCGACCGGACCGCUGGCAGCCUGUGGAUGCUGAGGGUCGAACUCUGUGCUCUCGGGCGACCCUACAGCGCAUCGGCCAUGAGCCUAGGCGUCGCGGAGGAGACGGGAGAUGACAGUCUGUCUGCAGUCACAUUUGACUCGGACUUUGAGACGAAUACAAAAAGAAAAGUUUGCAACAAACCUCCUUCCACAUCACCAAAGUCACCUUAUUACUCCAAGCCAAGGAAAGUCCCAUCCUGGCGACCUCUGAGGACAGCAGGGAGCAUGCCUCUGAGUAGCAGAGUGUCCUUGACCCCACAGAAGCUGUGGCUGGGAACUUCCAAACAAGGUGCAACUUCUGUCUACAGAGAGAAGGAAGACAUGUAUGACGAGAUCAUUGAGUUGAAGAAGUCAUUACACAUGCAGAAGAGUGACGUGGAUCUUAUGAGGACAAAGCUUCGGCGCCUGGAGGAGGAGAACAGCAGAAAGGACCGGCAGAUAGAGCAGCUUCUGGAUCCUGGGCGAGGCUCUGAUUUUGUGCGGACGCUGGCAGAGAAAAGACCUGACACUGGUUGGGUCAUCACGGGGCUCAAACAGAGGGUCUUCAGGCUGGAGCAGCAAUGCAAGGAGAAGGACAGCACCAUCAACAAACUGCAGACGGACCUGAAGACCACAAACCUGGAGGAGAUGCGUAUUGCCAUGGAGACCUACUAUGAGGAGAUCCACCGCCUGCAGACCCUCCUGGCGAGCCCGGAAGCCACAGCAAAGAAACCUCCCAUGGAGAAGAAGCUGGGCAUGAAGAGACAGAAGAAGAUGGGCAACGCGCUGCUGAACUUGACCCGGAGUGUCCAGGAGCUGACGGAGGAGAACCAGAGCCUGAAGGAGGACCUGGACCGGGUGCUGAGCAACUCUCCCACCAUCUUCAAAAUUAAGGGCUAUGUGGACUGGAGCAAGCCGCGCCUGCUGAGGCGCAUUGCCGAACUGGAAAAGAAAAUAAGUUCCAUGGAGAACCCAAAGGUACCGACAUCCGAGCAGAGCAAGUUGAAUCCCCUGGCCCACUCCUCAUCUAAUAUCUCAGUGAACAUGCAGUCCAGAGGGGACCAGCCUGAGGACCAGGAGCACCUCCAAGAGGCCCUGAAGAGCCUGAGAGGGGAGCAGAGCACGCUUCAGGCACAGCUGCUGGAGAAAGAAGAGGAAAUAGAAGAGCUGCGACAGGCCAAGGCUGACCUGGAGAAGGAGCUGGAGACGGCCAGGGUCUGCGAGAGGGAGAGGCACGAGCGAGAGCAGGCUCUGAAAGAAGAAAUUGAAACACUCACCAAGAAGUGUGAGAAACUGGAAGAAGCUAAGAGACAAGAGAGAGAUGCUCCCAAAGAAGUGGCUCACGAGGCCUUUGGAGAACUCCACAUGUCUUCCUCCUGCAGUGGGCCAUUACAACAAAACUCUCAGCCAGAGUCCAGCAGCAGCGAAGGUGGCUCCAGGCCCACCACUCCCUGCUCUGAUGGGAGGAGAGAGGCAGCUGCCAGGACCUUGCAGGCCCGGUGGAAGGCCCACAGGCAUAAGAAAAGAAAGGCUGCUCUGGAUGAGGCAGCUGUAGUGCUCCAGGCAGCCUUCAGGGGACAUGUGGCACGUUUGAAGCUGUUACCAAGCAAAGCCCCAGCCUCCAGGUCCCCCAGCGGGCUGAGCCUCCUCGACCAGCCACAGAGCUCUCCCAUGUCCCGUGUUCCGAGCCCCAAGGCCCAGGCCAAGGGCAGUCCAGAGCAAGAGGAAGCUGUCAUCCUCAUCCAGUCUGUCCUCCGGGGACACCUGGCUCGGGCCAGGUUCAGUGCUCUCAGGGAAGGGGCGGCCACCGCACGCACUCUGAGGGAAGCUGCCACUGCCUCGCACUGGGAAACUGCUUCCCCACGCUCCCUCGAAGCUUCUGGUCAGGACAGUGAGACAAGCAGUGGGGAGGCUGCAGAGGAUGAAGAUGAGGCAGAGGAGUCAGCAAGCCUACAGUCCCUAGCUGAAGUAAUAAGAGCAGGGCUGUUUGCCAAGGAGGAGCAGAAUGAGGCUGCUGUGGUGGACCACACCCCCUCCACAUGUCCAUCCAUUCCCACCUCCAUCCAAGGUGGCCACUGGGGCUGCCUGUCCCCACCCAGCCUGGAGGCUGAGCCUUGUUCCAGCCUAAAGGAUGUGAGCUGCUUAGAUGUGUGUGAAGAGAGUAGCAGCAACGCAGGCAGCUCUUGGCCAUCCCUGGAGCCCUCUCCCUCGGGGCUGCAGCCCUUGGCGGUCCCCUUUGUGGAGGACAUCAGCUCUGAUGACUCUGACGACAUUAUCAUCGCACCCUGUCUGCCCAGGAAGAAAAGCCUUGCCCCAUUCUAGGUCCCCAGCUGUUGCCUCCAGGUGAGGUGGCUGAGGGGACAGGUUAGGAUAAAAGGACAGAACAUCCUAGAAGACUUAACUGAAACUCAGAAGAUAACUUACCUUGUUAGGGAAAGAACGAUACCUUGGGAAUACCAGCUUCGCCAUCAGUUUUCUUGUGCGUUACACUUGUCCCCAUGAGGAAACCAUAUCCCUCUCAGGGGACAGCAGGUAGCUGUAUCCCAUACCUGUCUCUAGCUACAGCCUAUGUGUUCAGUCCUCACAGGUGAAUCCACUCCAAGUUAGGGCACCGAGGAGUUCUUGUUCUUACAGCCGCUCACCACCCUACCCUUGACCUUGGCAUUGUCAGCAACCAUGGAGACACACUCAUCCUCAUCCUGUGAUGUUGUCACCCCACCAGGCUCUGUGCCCUACUCAGAUGCUGCCCAGUGCCUCCUGGAGGACCAAGCCAGGCACCCCUGUCCCCACAACAGAAUGCAGCCAGCCAUCAAAGCCAGUGAGGACCUGAGGAAAUCAGCGUCCCCAAACAAGCUCCUAUUCACCUCUUGCCUGUCCUCUUCCUGGCCUAUGGGUGCUUCCUAGGGAAAAGUUCAGGUGGAAUUGUAUCCCUGAGGGGGUGGACUUUGGAAAGAAGUGCCAGGCAGAAUCAAACAGGGUAUCAUACAGCUGUUGGGAGAGGCAACAGCAAGCAGCCAGCCUCUUGACAGUAGGAGGGAAGAAGGGGAGCAGAAUGAGGAGGUCACCUGCCAUCCCAGGUAAGAGUAUCUCAGCGUGGGGUGAGUUCCAAUUUGGAUCUGGGACAAGCCCCUGUCACUGGGUGUGCAGAGGCCUCCCCAAGCCACUGGUGCCACCUGGAUCCCUCAGCCAUGAGUGACUUGAGGUGAGACUAGCCUCUGCCGAUGGAUAAAAAGGAACUUGGACAGGAUUUCAGGGGUAUCCACACCUCCAUGAGGUGCAGGUCUUGCUGUUUGAGUCUUCCUGCACAGCCUUAGGACUUCUUGCCCAGGGCUGGCAAUUGUCUCGGGAGAAGCUCAGAGUUCAGGUCCACCCACCAAGGCACAAGAGGGUGCCACAGGUGGCCCCAACAUCUGCAUCUUCUCCAGGGCAAGGGUGUCCUCAGUCCUGCCCCCAUUCAGCAGAGGUGUAUCUGCAUUGCGUGUUGGCCGGGGGCUGAGGGAGGAGGAUUUUGCUUAAAGAAGUCCCCACCUCAGGAGAAGGUCUUAGACGGGACAGUUCCCCAGCUGCAGAGGAGGUCUGACCUGUAUAGGCCUGGCCAGUGGGUGUUGAGGAAUCAAGAUCGGCUGCACUGGAGUUGUCUAAGAAUUCUAAAUCACACACCCUAUUACCUGGGGCAGCACGUUAACCUAUUAGAAUCAAACACUCUGUCUGAAGCUACCUCAGUAAAUAACAAUGCCUCAAGCCUGUGUCUUCGGCUCAUGUCCUGUGCCCAGUGCUGCCACCCAGACCCCUCUCUGGAACAUCCUGCCCAGCUGUCACAUGUGGGAGGGUGGCCCAUCUGGGGACCAGGGCCCUACUGUGCUGGCUUCUGUAAGGAAUGAAUGGGGACUGAGUCUAACCAACCAGGUCAGUCUUGAACUUUGUCAUGGGCAGGGUCACAGAUGUCCAGUCCCACCACAGGGCCAGACAGCUGAGGCUGUGGGCCCAGUCAAGCCCACUGGAGCUGUGGACUGGGUGAGGUAAAGGCAGGGCCAGGUAUGAGCCAGAGUGGAGUGGAUGGGGCUCUAGACAGAGUUGGCUUGAACGGUGCUUCAGCAAGCAACAAAAUGCAUCCCUGGGGAGACUAGAAAGGAAGGCACCAGGACAGAGCCUCAAGUGCAGUGUUAGGGGCCAGAGCAGACCCAGGUGUGUGCAUUUCUGGGGAGGGGGCAGCUAGAUGUUACCUGCCACUCCUGUGUCCUGAUUUCCACUGGACCUCCCCCACACCACCUUGAACUUAGAGAGCAGAGCAGUGAAACUCUACCUGCUGUUCUAGACUGGGUGGGUGCUCAGUCCUUUGAGCACUGCCAUGGAAAGCUAGGCACGGCUUGGGCAGCAGCCACCCUGCACCCCUGUGGCUGACCUAGGUGAAGGACAGCUGAUGAGCUGAAGGUGUCUGAACCCGAUGUGCCCGUGCCCCCCACCCAUUGCAUGGAGGCGCUGCCUGGAGGUCUGCAACUCCUUCUGGGAGGAUGGACAGGUCGGCUGGGCUCAAGGCACAGGGCUUGUAAAGCCUGUGUGGGUGGUUGCUCCUCUCACCAAGCUCAGAAGCCAGGGAUGGACCUGAGCCAUGCUCCUGAUGAUGCCAGGCCAUUAUGAAGAUGGAUCCAGGAUAGAGAUCCACAACCCUCUGCUGCCCUUGACUCAUGCCUGCCCACUGGCUAUGGCUAAAGGGUAGUGGGGGGCCAGGCUCCCCUAAAACUAGCCAGUUGGGUAUGCUUCAUGUGCAUGAGGCACAAGCCUCAUGAGGGGUAGACUUGAGGGAGACUUUUUGUAGUGCUUGGGCUGGAACCUAGGAUCUCAUGCUGCUAGCAAGUGCCUUACCACUAGGCUAUACUCCCAUCCUCUAUGGAGCGUGCACUUGAGUGGAACAGGCAUGCAGCCUUGGGAGGACACUCAAGUGGUCUCUCCAAAGAGAAGAGGCUGCCUAGACUGUAACAGGUGCCUUGACUGUGAGAUGACUGGGCCGAGCAGACCUGGGCUAAAUUGCCAGAACCCAGUGUGUGGCAUGUGCAUAAUGUACAGGGCGCUUUGUUGGCCUAUUCAUUUAUGGACUAGGGGGGGACUGUGGCCAAAUGGCCUCUACCACAGGUACCAGCUGCAUUCUAUCUGGUGAAGGUCUAUUUUUGUGUCCUGACAAGCAGAGUGAGGGACCAGACUUUUCUUUGCAAAAAGACCAAUUGCACUAGAAAAAGAUAGACUGAGCCAGCUCAGAUCCGCUGAGAUGACACGGCAGAGUGAUGCCUCAUUUUCAAAGAUAUAAAUACUGUCAGCGGAAAGCACUCCAACCUUUGAGAUCUAAAUAAAAGUUCCAUUAUGUCCUGUCUAAA
Molecule: messenger RNA, 5394 nt
Organism: Jaculus jaculus (lesser Egyptian jerboa)
Lineage: Eukaryota; Metazoa; Chordata; Mammalia; Rodentia; Dipodidae
Gene: Iqce
Product: IQ motif containing E
Exons: 23
Coding region: 35-2347 (770 amino acids)
Molecular function (GO): protein binding
Source: RefSeq, a predicted model, not a curated record